AUGCUCUUCAUCGUAGACAGCAGUGGAAAUAUUCCUACCAACGAAUACAACAUUGUGAAAACCAACUUGGCAAAGCUAAUCGGCAAAAUCUGCGGCAAUGUUGGUUUGGGACCAAAGAGUAACAGGGUAGCUCUAAUUGUCUUCUCAAAUAAACCUCAAGAGAUUUUUGACUUUGAUGAUCACGACAAUUUGGCUGAUGUGCAGGCUGCUGUUCGCAACAUUCCGCAUGUUUCGGGUUGCACCUGUACGGGAGACGCUUUAGAGUACGCUAAGACAAUGUUUACCUCGAGUAAAGGAGCUCGAACAGACCGGAAUUCUGUCAAAGAAGUGGUAGUCCUCCUAAGUGGCGGCUCAACCUGUGGACCGGACGUUGUGAAGAAGGCGGCGGAGCUUCAGGAGAGUACAACUGUGUUCGUCUUUGCUAUCGACAGUUUCAGCCCUGCAGGCAGGGAAGAAAUGGACGCGAUUGCCAGUCACCCGCCUUCAAAACAUCUGUUUAACACGGGAUCGUUUUUAGAAUUUAAUGACAUCGUUAGGACAAUUUUAUCCUAUCCAAAUCCCUGUGCCCCUUUAGUGAUCAAUUAA
This is a messenger RNA of Liolophura sinensis, 585 nucleotides long. RefSeq names its product von Willebrand factor A domain-containing protein 1-like. The coding region runs from base 1 to 585 and encodes 194 amino acids. NCBI's taxonomy places the organism in Eukaryota, Metazoa, Mollusca, Polyplacophora, Chitonida, Chitonidae. The record is from RefSeq and is a predicted model, not a curated record. The transcript has 2 exons.